AUGACGCGCUUAGUUGUGGCCGUGUUGUGCGCCACAGCCGCAGCCGCGCUGGCCGCCGCCGCACAGCCUCCGGCGCCGCAGUCGCCCCGCUACAAGGACUUUUACCACUCGUACACGCUGCGCCAGCAGCUCGAGAGCCAGGAGACUUUUAGCGGCCGCGGCGCUGGCGGGGGUGCAGGCGGUCAGCGCGGGCUGCCCACGGGGCCCGGCGCGCCCUCCGCCCCCGGCACAGCCCCCGGCGCCGCUUCUGCCGCCGCAGCCGCCGCCGUGUCCGCCCCCGGCACCGCGCCUGCCGCCGCCGCGUCCGCCCCCGCAGUCACAGAAGCGCCGACGCCCACGGCCACACGUGCUCCGUCGCUGAAACCGGCGGCUGGGGCGCUGUCCCCUAUGCAGAUAGCGGAUGCCCAGCAGCGCGCCUCCAGCUACAGGGAACUCCCCGUCUACUACCACGCCUAUCCAUACUACGGUUACGGAGGGUGGCCAGCGAUGGCGCCAGCUAUGAUGCCUCAUCCUGCCUGGGGACGGCAAGCCGGCCCAUCCCCCAGAGUUGUCGGCGUCGUCGCGGGACACCAUGGAGGGUACUUCCUUCAUCCGGGCCUAUAUGGUGCUCAUCACGGUGGAGCGAUUCUCGGGCCCCACGGCUUGGUCGCUCACCACGGAGGGAAAAUAAAGGGCCUCCACGGACUGGCAGCGCACCACGGAGGCAUCGUGAAGGGCCUGCACGGCCUGGCCGCCCACCACGGCGGGCUCUACAAGAACUUCCGCGGCGGGCUGGUGGAGCACCACGGGGGACUGCUCAAGGGCCACCACGGGCUGGCCCAGCACCACGGGGGGCUCGUCAAAACGCCGCUGGGCCUGCUCAGCAAGCACGGCGGCGGCCUGCUGCUGCACGCCAGGGACGCCGCGGCCUCCCAGCAGACACCGGCAGGCGGGCAGCCGGCAGCACAGGAGCCACUAUACAGUGCGCGGUCGGCAGUACCGCAGCAGUACCCGGCCUACGGCAUGUACCAGCCGCACUACUUCGGGUGGAAGUCCGGCCAAGGCAAGAAGGGCGGCGGGGCGGCGCCGCCCCCGCUGCCGGCCAUGCCGGGCAAGAUCAAGGGCGGCGCCGAUGUGGCGCUCUUCAACGCGCACGGCCACGGCUCGCAAAAGGGCCUGCAGGGCUCCACGGCGCACAAGUACAAGCACUACAACCUGGACGUGGGCUACGGCUGCCCGCCGCGCGCCCACCCGCUGCACCUGAUGCACACCGACGCCGGAUAUGACGUCAGCCACUACACGGUGGGCGGCGCCGCCAGCGCAGGGGCCGGCGUCGCCCAUGGCCUGGGCGGCACCUUCGGCCUUCUCUGA
This is a messenger RNA of Schistocerca nitens (vagrant locust), 1350 nucleotides long. RefSeq names its product translation initiation factor IF-2-like. NCBI's taxonomy places the organism in Eukaryota, Metazoa, Arthropoda, Insecta, Orthoptera, Acrididae. The record is from RefSeq and is a predicted model, not a curated record. The coding region runs from base 1 to 1350 and encodes 449 amino acids. The transcript is spliced from 4 exons.